Messenger RNA from Eruca vesicaria subsp. sativa (arugula), 171 nucleotides. NCBI's taxonomy places the organism in Eukaryota, Viridiplantae, Streptophyta, Magnoliopsida, Brassicales, Brassicaceae. The record is from the annotation of a GenBank genome assembly.
AUGGUGAUUUAUUCAAUUCUCCUUGGCGGUUUGAAAGUCAGGCCCUGCUCCAACACCACCGAGGUUCACUUGCUGAGGUUUUGGGAGGCCAGAAAUUUGAGGAAAGGCGGUGAGCCCAUGAGUCUAGAUAUGCUCCUCAUCGACGAGAAUGAAAUUAAUAAAAGCCUAUAG